Aedes aegypti (yellow fever mosquito) is the source of this 1660-nucleotide messenger RNA. RefSeq lists its product as uncharacterized. Lineage: Eukaryota; Metazoa; Arthropoda; Insecta; Diptera; Culicidae. The record is from RefSeq and is a predicted model, not a curated record. Gene Ontology annotation, cellular component: septate junction; membrane. The transcript is spliced from 4 exons. Gene Ontology annotation, biological process: septate junction assembly; regulation of tube size, open tracheal system. Bases 142 to 873 code for a protein of 243 amino acids.
UAAACGAUUAGUGGGGUUCACUCAUUCAACAGAGUGCAGCGUAGUGCCUGGAGGAGUCAUCAUCGUCAUCAAGUGAAGUCAAGUGUUUGGUCUCGGGAGAUACUUUAGAACGGAUUGUCCACAGGUUGCAGUGCCUUAACGAUGUCCUCGACCAUCGAAAAGAAUGAAUAUCCCAAGGCUUCAAAUGCCUUGGUGGCGGGAGCCAUUCUAUCCUACAUUGCUUCGAUAUUCCUGAUGAUGAGCUUUUGCUCUCCGUAUUGGAUCGAAUCCUAUGAUGAAUCUUUCAGUCAGUUCAAAAACAUGGGCUUGUGGGAGUACUGUUUCAAGGAUUUCAGCUAUCCGUACUAUCAGUUUCCGAAGUUGUUCAACGGAUGCCAUCACAUCUUUAGCGAGGAAUACUAUGUCAUUCGGGAGUACCUGUUACCCGGAUGGUUGAUGGUGGUGCAGGCCCUUGUUACGCUUUCGUUCAUGUGUACUUUUGGAUCGUUGGUUAUUAUGGCUUGCGAGCUGGUGAGAUGGCCGCUGAAGAUGGUGCUGCGAUACGAAUGGAUGUUGACUUCGAUUUCAUUCGUAGGAAUUGGUUCCUCGUCACUCUUCAUGUUCCUGGCCGUGGCCAUAUUCGGAGGAAAUGCCUACCGCCGAGAUUGGCUCAUGUACCCGAAGUUCAACGUGCUCUCAUGGUCGUACGCUUUGGCCGUGGUUUCCUUCAUGAUUCUUGCCUUGGCAGCACUCCUGCUCUACAAGGAAGCCAAAAAAUCCUACGAACUCCGCCGUGAAGCCAAGAACUUGGUGAUGCAGAUGCAGAUGCAAGAACCCGGUUACCAUCCAUCGCACCACACCAGCCGAAGUCUACACAGCGGUGGAUACAUAUAAGUUGAACGGAGUUUCGCUAACUUUUUAAACACAUAAAUAUCGACGUAGUAUGGUUAGAGAUAUAGAUGUGCUUCAAAUGUAACACAGCACGUAUAAGACAAGCAGCACAAUCCAGCAGCUUCACCAGCAGGAAGCGACCUCAGCGAACCAAUCGCCUAAUUGUAACAUUGGAACAAACACCAUCAUCAUCAAUCAGUCCACGCGCAAAGGACAUAAAACGAUGCACUAAAUGUGGCCUUAUUCAGAACUUACACACAGGAACACUGAAAGAAAACGCGCGCGCACGCAAUGCAAAGCACGCAUACCAACGAUGACGUCAACGUGGCGAAUCAACACCGAAUUUUGUGGCUGCCAACUUUUUAGGAAACCAUUCCGUAUACUCCCAUUCCACAUUAGAGCUAGGGGAACCGACGUUAUUCCGUAGAAAUCAAUUCCAAUUUUUUCUCCAAUUAGUGCAUUUAAAGGCAGUUUUUACGACCAGGAAGACGGCGGUGACGACGAAUUUUCAUUAACGUUGUUUUCCUUUUUGGGCUACGCGUGUUCUUCCAAUUCAUCUCUAUUUUUAUGUUUUAAUUUCGUGGCUCUGUGCAUGUGUACUAAUUAAUGCCAAACCCGUCCGUUCUGUAGUUAUUCGUAAAUAGUUUAUAUAUUUUUAGUGCAAACAAAUGCAAUCUCGAGAAAUUCCAUUUUAGUUGAUAAGGUUGUUGACGACACUCGUUUCGAAGUUUGAUUCGAUAGAUAAUUACGAAUCUCAGUUUUUUUACUUUUCCGUCCAAUUAGUGUUAUG